AUGUCAAUCUUCGUUGUGUUGUCAAAAAGCCGCCAAAAGAGCUAUGCUGACCAGAGGCGAAAGCCUUUGGAAUUCGAAGAAGGAGAACAUGUCUUUCUGAAGGUUACACUAACCACUGGGGUAGGAAGAGCUAUUAAGACUAAGAAACUGAAUUUCCGUGAUAUUGGACCGUUUGAGAUCCUGAAGAGAAUUGGGCCAGUGGCUUAUAGAAUUGCCUUACCACCGUAUCUUUCGAAUUUGCACAAUGUGUUCCAUGUGUCACAGCUUAGGAAGUACACUCCUGAUGCAAGUCAUGUUCUGGAACCAGAACCAAUCCAAGUGAGAGAAGAUCUAACACUUCCAGUAAUUCCAGUGAGAAUCGAUGAUACUAAUAUUAAACGAUUACGCAGAAAGGAAGUAUCAUUGGUAAAAGUAGCUUGGAGUCAAGCUGGUAUCGAGGAACAUACAUGGGAGCUCGAAUCAAAUAUGCAAAAGGAUUGUCCACAUCUCUUUUCAGGUAACUAG
Arachis duranensis is the source of this 504-nucleotide messenger RNA. RefSeq lists its product as uncharacterized. The transcript is spliced from 2 exons. Lineage: Eukaryota; Viridiplantae; Streptophyta; Magnoliopsida; Fabales; Fabaceae. The record is from RefSeq and is a predicted model, not a curated record. Bases 1 to 504 code for a protein of 167 amino acids.